CGGCUGGCGGCGGGCAGCGGCGCGGCUGGGCUCGGCUCGGCUCGGCUCGGCUCCCGAGGCCGGUCUCUCUCGCUGCGGCUCCCGCCGAGGUCCGGGCGGUGCGCGGUGUCCCCGGCGCCGCCAAUGAAGGCAGCUGCGGGCGGCGGCGGGGCCGCGGCCGGGUGAGGCGGUUGCCGGUGCGGUGAGCGGAGCGGCGGGGCGGGCGUCCCGGCGGAGCCGGCCUCGCGGCGGAGCCCGCGCCCUCCCGCAAGAUGUCAUCGCAGGGCAAGUUCAAGAAGGACAAAGAGAUCAUCGCCGACUACGAGGCGCAGGUCAAAGAAAUCCGAACUCAGCUGGUCGAGCAGUUCAAAUGUCUGGAGCAGCAGUCGGAGUCGCGCCUGCAACUGCUGCAGGACCUGCAGGAGUUCUUCCGCAGGAAGGCUGAGAUCGAGCUGGAGUACUCCAGGAGCCUGGAGAAACUGGCUGAACGAUUCUCCUCCAAGAUACGCAGCUCCAGAGAGCACCAGUUCAAGAAAGAUCAGCACCUACUUUCCCCUGUGAACUGCUGGUACCUGGUUCUGACGCAGACCCGUCGAGAGAGCAGAGAUCACGCCACCCUGAAUGACAUCUUCAUGAACAAUGUCAUCGUUCGGCUGUCACAGAUCAGUGAGGAUGUCAUCAGGCUCUUUAAAAAGAGUAAGGAGAUUGGCUUACAGAUGCAUGAAGAACUCCUGAAAGUCACCAAUGAGCUUUACACGGUGAUGAAGACCUACCACAUGUACCAUGCAGAAAGCAUCAGCGCUGAGAGCAAGCUGAAGGAGGCAGAGAAGCAGGAGGAAAAGCAGUUCAACAAGUCGGGGGACAUCAGCGUGAACCUGCUGCGGCACGAGGACAGGCCUCAGCGGCGGAGCUCUGUCAAGAAGAUUGAGAAGAUGAAGGAGAAGAGACAAGCCAAGUAUUCUGAAAACAAGCUGAAGUGUACUAAAGCCAGGAACGACUACCUGCUGAACCUGGCAGCCACCAACGCAGCUGUCAGUAAAUACUACAUCCACGAUGUCUCUGACCUCAUUGAUUGCUGUGAUCUGGGAUUCCACGCCAGCCUCGCUCGGACAUUCAGGACGUACCUGUCUGCUGAGUACAACCUGGAAACCUCCCGCCACGAGGGCCUGGACAUCAUUGAGAAUGCUGUGGACAACCUGGAUGCACGGAGCGACAAGCACACCAUCAUGGACAUGUGCAACCAGGUCUUCUGCCCUCCACUGAAGUUCGAGUUCCAGCCUCACAUGGGGGAUGAGGUGUGUCAGGUCAGCGCCCAGCAGCCUGUGCAGACCGAGUUGCUGAUGCGGUACCACCAGCUGCAGUCGCGACUAGCCACCCUCAAGAUAGAGAAUGAAGAGGUACGAAAAACUCUGGAUGCCACAAUGCAGACUUUGCAGGACAUGCUGACAGUGGAAGAUUUUGAUGUUUCAGAUGCCUUCCAGCAUAGCCGCUCCACUGAGUCGGUCAAAUCAGCUGCAUCAGAGACCUACAUGAGUAAAAUAAACAUCGCCAAGAGGAGAGCCAACCAGCAGGAAACUGAAAUGUUCUAUUUUACAAAAUUUAAAGAGUAUUUGAAUGGCAGUAACCUUAUCACGAAGCUCCAGGCUAAACACGACUUGCUGAAGCAGACUCUUGGAGAAGGUGAAAGAGCUGAAUGCGGAACAACCAGGCCCCCAUGUCUUCCCCCUAAGCCACAGAAAAUGAGGAGACCUAGGCCUCUCUCAGUCUAUAAUCAUAAACUCUUUAACGGCAAUAUGGAAACGUUCAUUAAGGAUUCAGGACAGGCUAUUCCACUUGUAGUAGAAAGCUGCAUUCGUUACAUCAAUUUGUACGGCCUUCAGCAGCAGGGCAUUUUCAGAGUCCCUGGCUCCCAGGUGGAAGUCAACGACAUCAAGAAUUCGUUUGAGAGAGGUGAAGAUCCCCUUGCCGAUGAUCAAAAUGAACGUGACAUUAAUUCAGUGGCUGGAGUCUUGAAGCUGUAUUUCCGAGGACUGGAAAACCCCCUCUUUCCUAAGGAAAGGUUUCAAGAUUUGAUAUCUACUAUAAAAAUCGAGAACCCCACUGAGAGAGUGCACCAGAUCCAGCAAAUCAUUGUCACUCUGCCCCGGGCUGUCAUCGUUGUCAUGAGAUAUCUUUUUGCUUUCCUUAAUCACUUGUCGCAGUACAGCGAUGAGAACAUGAUGGAUCCCUACAACUUGGCCAUCUGCUUUGGGCCCACUCUGAUGCACAUUCCAGAUGGGCAGGAUCCGGUGUCCUGCCAAGCCCAUGUCAAUGAGGUCAUCAAAACCAUCAUCAUUAAUCACGAGGGCAUCUUCCCCAGCCACAGAGAGCUGGAAGGACCUGUCUACGAGAAGUGCAUGACUGGAGGGGAGGAGUACUGUGACAGCCCACACAGUGAGCCAGGCACCAUUGAUGAAGUUGACCAUGACAACGGCACGGAGCCACACACCAGUGAUGAUGAAGUGGAGCAGAUUGAAGCCAUAGCAAAGUUUGACUACAUUGGACGAUCUCCACGAGAGCUCUCCUUUAAGAAAGGAGCUUCACUCCUCCUGUACCAUCGGGCAUCAGAAGACUGGUGGGAAGGGAGACAUAAUGGUGUGGAUGGCCUCAUACCCCACCAAUACAUUGUGGUGCAGGACAUGGAUGAUGCGUUCUCUGACAGCCUGAGUCAGAAGGCGGACAGCGAGGCAAGCAGCGGACCACUGCUGGAUGAUAAAGCCUCUUCCAAGAACGACAUCCAGUCUCCGACGGAUCAUAUCGUGGACUAUGGCUUUGGGGGAGUAAUGGGCCGAGUGAGAUUGAGGUCUGACGGUGCAGCUAUCCCUCGCCGUCGAAGUGGGGGGGACACCCACAGCCCACCCCGAGGGAUGGGUCCUGGCAUAGACACUCCUCCUCGAGCAGCGGCCUGCCCUAGCAGCCCCCACAAAAUACCUCUUAACAGGGGCAGGAUUGAGAGUCCUGAAAAGCGCAGAAUGGCGACAUUCGGCAGUGCAGGCAGCAUCAAUUUCCCAGACAGGAAGGCCUUGUCUGAUGGCCACCCGCUGAGAUCGACCUGUGGAUCGACUAGACACAGUAGUCUUGGAGAUCAGAAAUCUCUAGAAGCAGAAGCACUUGCUGAGGAUAUCGAGAAGACCAUGAGCACGGCGCUGAACGAACUGCGGGAGCUGGAGAGGCAGAACACGGCCAAGCAGGCCCCCGACGUGGUCCUGGACACGCUGGAGCCCAUGAAGAACCCCCCGAUGGGUGCCGCCAACUCGGAGCCCGCCAGCCCCCUCCACACCAUCCUGAUCCGGGACCCUGACGCUGCCAUGCGGCGCAGCAGCAGCUCCACCACGGAGAUGAUGACCACCUUCAAGCCGGCGCUGUCGGCCCGGCUGGCCGGGGCUCAGCUGCGGCCCCCGCCGAUGCGGCCGGUGCGGCCGGUGGUGCAGCACCGCUCCAGCAGCAGCAGCAGCUCAGGGGUGGGCAGCCCCGCCGUCACCCCCACCGAGAAGCUCUUCCCCAGCAGCUCGACGGAUAAAUCGGGCACCAUGUAGGCUGGGGCGCGGGGACUGCGGUGGGGAGAGCCAGCGCCUGGAUGGUGGGAGCAGGGCCGGCAGCUCGGCAAAGCCUCUCUCGGCCAAGCGGGAAGUCAAAACCGUGCUCAAGAGGAACCUCUCCAAAAGGGGAACAAGUGCGUAGCCUAGGCCUGAUGGUUGAUUGUACAUACGUGUGUGUGUGUGUGUGUGUGUAUGUACAUAUGUGUGCACACACACGCCCGUCCAUGCAGAAACACUUCCCAAGCUUGCAGUCCUACAGCAGGAGGAGACGGCGGGUCUAUGUGUUGGCACUGGAGAAUACACGCUAUAUGUAGAAGUAUAUAUUAAAAAAAAUAAGUGUACAGAAUUCGGUGACUUUUUUAAAAAAAGUAGAUUUACCUCAGAAACUGGCUCUGAAAUGUCCUCUCUAGAGAUGUUGGGUUGAUUUGGGUUUUUUCCCAGGCUAUUCGUGUGCGUAUGUGUGCGUGGAGAUACAUAGCAGCUGUGCGUCGAGCAAUACAAGGCCAAUCCUGGAAUUUAUUUUCUGCACCUUGUGGCAUUUAAAAAAAAAAAGGGGGAGGGGGGCAGGGGGUAGAUACAGUGGGUUUUGUUCAGUGCUGGCCUAUGGAGAAGAGCUGGAAAUUCAUAAAUGCCAGUGUGUGUCAGGCUGGCUGGAGUGUCUUUUCAAGCUGAAUCCCGAGACGCCUUCGCGUGUGCUGUGACGCCCCGGCCAGCGGCACCCGGCAGGAGCGGGGACAGAAAACGAGGUGUACUCCAUUGGCUUCACGCAGAGAGGAGGAGGACGUUGCUGCUGCACCGGGGCACAGUGCUGCCCUGCCUGCACCAUGGGGUCCACAGAACUCCGAUUUUCUUGAAGAUUUCAGAAUGAACAAGGACUAGUGACAAACCUGUGGUAAAGCAUAAAUAGAGUAACUUACAGAGUUUUGAGAUGCUUCAUUUCCCUUUCCCCACACUCUUCUUUUUCUUUUCUUUUUCUUUUUUUUUAAAAAAACCUAAUGAUGUCUCAACAGAUGGGACUAAACAGGCGAGGAGGCUUUGGUACAGCAACGUUCCUUUAUUUGAAGUUGCACAGCAGUACAUGAGGGUCUUGAUUCAGAUUGCAUCUUCUUGCAUGAAAAGCAUGAGCCAUAUUUGACCGUAUCAGAUACGGAACCGAUCUGAUGGGGUGAUAUUUUGCACUUUCUGUACUGUACUAUAUAAUACAACAGUUUGAGUUUAUGCAAAAGAAUCUACAUUUUGUUUUUCCUCUGAACAUUUAACCCAGAGAAAAAAUAUGCAGAAAGAGCUGGGGAUUGCAUGGUACUUUGUCUGAUAAUCAAGUCUCUUCUGUAAGCGCUGAAUUCAAGACACUCUGUGCUUCUCCUGCAGUUUUUUUCUUCUUGUACAGAUUUCCAUGCAAUGACCCGUGGUUUAAUUUGGUCACGUCCAUAUGAUCACGUACAGCCCCACAGUGAAACGGGCCAUGGUGAGUCUCUUCAGCUGCAUAGAAGAGCUGCACUAAUGGCUCCUUCAUGUUCAUCCUUUCUUCCCGCUAUCUCUGAUUUCUGCUGUUCUGUCUGUCCCUGGGCGAAGAAGCUAGCGAGCUCUCCUGCCUCAUCCAGCAGUUGCCUGCCCCUGCCCAGGGCUUGUUUUUGUUCCCCCCUUCAUCCUCCUCCUCUCCCCAGCACCGCUGCAGACCCCAGCUCGCAGGUGGCCGGAGGAGCAGCCUGACUUCCAGAAGGCAGCGCAGGGGCCGGCCGGGGCGGCCGAGCCCACCGCUCCUGCCGCAGCUCACGUCUCGGCUGGGGAGCUCACCCGGAACGCAUCCGUGGGCACAGCCGCCCCGAGCCGGGGGCCGGCAGGUACCCCCACGCGCCGGGUACGGAGCCAGCGUCGCAAACCCGGUGGGACUGGCCGCUGUUCGUUCCUGUGCCCAGCGCACAAGCAUGUGUCCCUUCCACACCCCGCUCCUGGCCGGCUCCUGCCCCUGCCAGUCCGUGUAUAUAUAUUGCUGUACUUGCUUAAAUGCUGGAAAGUAACUGUUAACAUGUAAACUGUACAAAAUGUAGGCUAAGAUUAGAUGAAAGCCAAUGCCACUCACCAAAUCUUUGCACUUAGUAGGUAGCUCAAUGUAAAAAUAAAACCCAAUAAUAAUAAUGAUAAUAAAAAAAGAGAUAAAAAAAACAAAGCCGCAAAGCUAACCUUUCAGUGUACAGUGGGGGAGAAGUACUGUAUGUAGUGAUUCUGUCAUUGUUCCUCCGUAUAAUGCUGUAAGGGGAAAUGGUGUUUAUGUACUUGUCUAUUAACAUUGUUGACAUUUGUAAUUACCACAAUUGGUUCAUACUGAUGUUUAUUUUUCUUCAUAAUUUUUCUCCCCUUUCCUAACUUAGGCUAACCCUGAGGUCAAUGCCUCUGUCAUUACGGGCAGCAGAUGUUCAAACAGUCUGUCAGUCUGGUCUAGUAAUGAACCAGCAAAUGUGCUUUUAGGGGGAGGGAAGGAACCCAUUUGGCACGAGAGCUGUGUAUUCGUUGCCAGUAAUUAUUUUUUUUUCCAUUUAGUUCCUGGAGAACAUUCACUUUGCCAGUCUUCUGGUUUUUUUAUAUACUUUCAAAGAUGACUUGAUAGCAAAACCGUGUUUAUUAGGGGUUUUUUUUUUUCCUCCCUUCUUACUUUUGGAGAUACGGUACAAGUUCCAGUGUCUUUCUGUUAAAUUAUUGCCUUUCGUUUUCCUUUGUUUCGUUUUGUUGUGGGUUUUUAAUACAAUUGUUUUCUUAUCUUUAAGUGCCUUUUUGAGCACCAGAACAAAUGCUUGGAGUUAAUGUCCUAGGAGCUGUACACAUCAUAAUUUCCUUUGUACAGUUGCGUUGUGCUGGGGGUGAUUGCCUUUAAAGUCCUUUUUAAUUUUUUUUUUAAAGAAAAGAAAACGAGGACAUUUUGUUGAAGAAUAAACUACCCCUUUUUAAUACGGUAUUCAAAUUGUAGUUUUAACUACUGUAAAUUUAAGGGAAGAAAUGUAUUUUUCUGCAAGCUAACUUGGCACAAAAUUGAAACACGUACAUUGUAGGAGUAUCACAACUGGAACCUGCUCAUGUUUUAUGAGUAACUUUACCCCGAUCCUCGAUACCUCUCUAAAGGCGUAAAGACUGUAGGCUUCAGAGAGUUCACAGAGCUUUCACUGUGAAAACUUACGGCCGAGUCGCUGACGUGAGCAGGCGGUGGGAGUGCCCUGCCUCCCACUGCCCCGCCGGGUGAGGGUCCAGAGGCACCGGCACAGCCCCUCCGCGGGGACACGGCCGCCAAGAGGAGGGCAUCUUCACGGAGCGGUUGUUUCUCUGCUGUGCAGAGCGAGUGCCGACCCCCGGCUCGGCUCCUGCAGACCCCGCCGGGUCCCCGCGGACCUGCCCCGUCCCGCCCCGCGGUGCCGUGGCCGCCUCCGGAGGGGCAGCUUGGCGCUUGCCCACCCUCCCCGGGGCUCGGCGUUGCCUUCGGCGCUGCUGCCUCGAAAGCAACGGCACCCACGGCGGUCUCUUCUCUGUACAGACUCUUCAGCGAUGCGCGCGAGUGAGUCGGUCCCCGGGGUGGUGAUGACAGUGCACUUUCUUCCUUAGGCCGAAGUACCCCUGGUAGGUCAUUUUUGUAAACCCUGGACUGUGUUAUUUAACUAGCGGUGUUGUGGUUUUCACGGUGCGGCAGUAGAUGUCCCGAGUCUGAUCUGCUUCCGAGUGGCUGGGCUGCGUAGUCUGGUGGGGAUGGGUUUGGUUACGCCGGGAAGCCGAAGGAAACCGCUGGCUGGCUGCCCUUUGUAACGGUCGUCCUCCUCCUCUGGUGUUGUCUCUGUAACGUAUGGUGAGAUGCCGUUCAGCUAGAGUGUCUGAGUGGGUCCUCUGUCAUGUAUGCUGAUGAUGCCAUGUAGAUGAAGCCACUGGUCGGGUGUGGACUCAUCCCGUUGAAUAAAACUGCUUAACUUUUCUCAAAAA
This is a messenger RNA of Harpia harpyja (harpy eagle), 7514 nucleotides long. It is a transcript of the gene SRGAP3, whose product is annotated as SLIT-ROBO Rho GTPase activating protein 3. Lineage: Eukaryota; Metazoa; Chordata; Aves; Accipitriformes; Accipitridae. Gene Ontology annotation, cellular component: cytoplasm. Gene Ontology annotation, biological process: negative regulation of cell migration; signal transduction. The transcript has 22 exons. Gene Ontology annotation, molecular function: protein binding. The record is from RefSeq and is a predicted model, not a curated record. Bases 252 to 3554 code for a protein of 1100 amino acids.